Oncorhynchus mykiss (rainbow trout) is the source of this 6842-nucleotide messenger RNA. RefSeq names its product calmodulin-regulated spectrin-associated protein 1-B. Lineage: Eukaryota; Metazoa; Chordata; Actinopteri; Salmoniformes; Salmonidae. Gene Ontology annotation, molecular function: microtubule minus-end binding; calmodulin binding; spectrin binding. The record is from RefSeq and is a predicted model, not a curated record. Gene Ontology annotation, cellular component: microtubule minus-end. Gene Ontology annotation, biological process: negative regulation of microtubule depolymerization; cytoplasmic microtubule organization; neuron projection development.
CCGCGCAGGCGCAGUGGUUAGCUACUUAUGCUAACAGACAGACAGAUAAUUCGAUUUAUGGGAAAGCGCGGAUACAGAGGUACAUAAGGUGCUUCUCACUAAUACGUUAAUUUCUUCGACCUAAAAUGAGUCAUCAAAUUGAAGGAUAAACCGGGAAUAAUCAGGAUGGAUGUAGAUCUGUGUGGUGGUGCGGAUGGCACCCGAAGAAACAUGGAUUCAGCUGGUGAAGGGACAAUAGAGAUUGUGCCUUUGGAAAUGUACGACUCGGCCAGAGCAAAAAUAGAUGCCAACCUGCGAUGGCUGUUCGCCAAGGCAUACAGCAUUGACCACAUCCCAGAGGACCUGAGGGAUCCGUUCUACACAGACCAGUAUGACCAGGAGCACAUCAAGCCUCCCGUCCUCCAGCUGCUGCUGUCCUGUGAGCUGUACUGCCGGGUGUGUGCCCUCAUCCUGAAGGCAGACCAGGCCGCCUCGCUGCAGUCACACAUGUCAGUCAUCCAGGCCCUCAGCCGUAAAGGGAUCUACGUCAUGGAGAGUGAUGACGCCCCUGUCAGAGAUGCUGACCUCUCCUGUGUGCCCAUCAAAAUGAGUGCCCACAUGCCCAUGAUCGAUGCCCUAAUGAUGGCCUACACUGUGGAGAUGAUCAGCAUAGAGAAGGUGGUGGCCUGCGUCAAACGCUUCUCCACCUUUAGCGCCUCCAAGGAGCUGCCCUUUGACCUGGAGGACGCCAUGGUCUUCUGGAUCAACAAGGUGAACCUGAAGAUGAGGGAGAUCACAGAGAGAGAGCUGAAGGUCAAGCAGCACCCGCUGGAGUCUCCCAGUCACCAGAAGGUGAGGUACCGCAGGGAGAACACCUUGGGCCGCCAGCUGCCCUUCUUCCCCCUGCUGGAGGAUCUGAUGAGGGACGUGUGUGACGGCGCCGCCCUCCUCACCGUGGUCCACUAUUACUGCCCCGACCACAUGAAGCUCCACGAUAUCUGUCUGAAGGAGGUGACCUCCAUAGCUGACAGUCUGUACAACAUCCAGCUGCUCAAGCAAUUCUCAAAUGAAUAUCUCAACAAGAGCUUCUACCUAACCAUGGAAGAUAUGCUCUACUCUCCACUGGUUCUCAAGCACAAUGUGAUGGUGUUCAUCGCUGAGCUCUUCUGGUGGUUUGAGACUGUCAAGCCAGAGUUUGUCCAACCCAGGAUGGAGGAGUUCAGAGAUGCCCGAGCCAUGGCUCAGCCGAAGAGUGCCCGCCCCUCAGUGCCCAUCUCCAACGCCACCAAGCGCAGCUUUCAGGUUACCCCUGGCAUCCCAGAGGCCUCGCUGUCUGUUUCUGCCCAGAGCAGCCCUGAUGGCAGGUACUCCCUGUACCCUGCUGAAGGCUCUGACCCUCUUAACAAGGGAGGUCCUGGGGAAGCCUUCAGCCCCUCCCACCCACUCCUCCCCCUAAGGCAGAGACAGCAGCAGGGAGAGGACGUAUCAGGCAUAAGAAACCGCUCCAACUCCUUGGAGAACAAACAUCCACGAGGCUCAGUGCAGGCCUGGUCUGACAGGAGACAGAGGCCGACGUCUACGCUCAACCCGUACACGUUUGGCAUCUCAGCCACUGACAGCGAUGGUGACAGUGUGAGUCUGGCCCGCUCCAUCAGUAAAGACAGUCUGGCCUCUAACAUAGCCAACCUCACACCCAAACACCAGGUUCUCACCCCCCAGGGCCACGCCCAGGUAGGCUGUGCCCCUGUCAGCCCCGCCCCCCGCCGAGUCAACGGUCACGGCCUUCUGGGAAACGUCAAUAUGGAGGAGGACAGUGUGGCCGUGAUGAGGACAGACGCGUCAGCCUCUCUUCCCAGUCAGGGAGAGGCGACGCAGCAAACUGCUGGGGCCGAGCCCAAGGAUUGUUCUUAUUUAGAACCUCUGAUGCCUGCUGUGUUGAAAUCGGUGAAAGAGAAGUCUGUAUACCUGAACAAGGAGGAGGAGAGCGGGGAGGUGGGUCGAUCGCGGGGAGGGGGUUCUAUCCGGAGAGUAGAAGGGGGACCUGAACUUGUGGCGUCGGCCAGGAGGAAAACCCCCACCACCCUAAACCGGACCUACACUCCCGCCUCUAGUGGGGAGUUUGACUUGUCUACUGAGAUCUCACUGGCUGGGCCACUCCAGGGACAGGGGGCCUUCAAUCCCAUGGACACAAGCAGUGUGGACCCCGACUCCAGAGUUCCAGCAGGUGGCUUCUACCUCCACUCUGACAGCGAAGACCAGAAGCCUUGGCAGGAGCCAGACCUGGACGAGGCUCAUGAUGAAGACCUUGAUGAAGCCCUCACCACCAAGGACCCAACUAGGCCUAGGAAGACCUUUGACGAGGAGGAGGAGUCAGCCAAGCUUAUGGAGGACCUGAAGGUGAAAGAAAAGAGGGACAAGGACAAAGGGGAUGAUUGUAGUAGCGGUCGCUCGAGCCCCUGUCUCAGCACCCACUCCCAGGCCAGCAGCCUAGCCAGCGGCAGCGUACGCAUGACCAGCUUCGCUGAACGCAAGGCCCAGCAGCGCUUUGGCAGCAACCAGGACCUGCGAACCAGUGCCUCCAGCUCCCAAAGGACCACCCCGGAUGGCUCUGAGUGCAGCGGGCCCUUGUCCCUGCCCACCUCCCGGAGGCUGAAGAUGGACCAGAGCCCCUCCAUGCUCCAGGGGGGGCGGGGAGACUUGGGGACCAACAUGCUGGCUUCUGAGUUGGUUCAGCUCCACAUGCAGCUAGAGGAGAAGAGGAAGGCCAUUGAGCACCAGAAGAAGAAGAUGGAGAUGCUGUCAGCCAGGCAGAGACAGAAGCUGGGCAAGGCUGCCUUUCUGCACAUUGUCAAGAAGGGCAAGAGCGACACCCUGCCCCACCUGCUCAAAACAGACUACUGCAAAGAAGAACUCAAUGGGGACAAAGGGGGAAGCUCAAAAGACGACUCUUGCGUGGACGCUCUGAGAGGGGCCACAGAGACUGAGUCUGCCACCUCGCCUGUCCCAGAUGCCUUAGAGACGGUGGACAAGAAGGGCAGCUGUAGUCCUGGUCUGCUGCUGGAUGAAGAGCUGGACUUGGAUGAGUGUAACCGCUCCAUUGAGAUGCUGAAUGACGCCAUCGGCAGCAUCCAGCAGCAGAUGAUGCAGCUUUCCCUCCAGCAGGACCUGCUGAUGAAACAGAACGUACAGUCCCCUCCCAGGGUCCCGUCUCCCUGCUCAGUCAAUGAGAAGACCAGCGGAUCUGAACCCAAGGCCCGACCUGCCGUCCAUUUUGUGGAUUUGGGCAGCGGCGCACCAACCACCGGCACCGCUCCAUCCAGGAAACCACCCAAGCUGAGUUCGGCCCGCGGCCCCAGGACCAAGCUCUCAGAGCUGAAGCUGGCCAAAGAGCACGGCAGGCCGGGCCUGGCAUCAAGCAGGGCUAUCACCCCACCCCACAGCCUGGAGACCCUGCCUCACCUGAGGCAGUUUCCUGGGGGCAGGUCCCCCAGGGCGGACCACCCCGACGUCAGCUCCAAAACCCCCUCCGCAGGUGGAGAGACAAUCAGUGGGCAGGACAAGCCUGGACGUCGUGCCACCUUCAGGCUCCACGACGAGGCUAACCUGCGCACAGCGGCCCAUAUCGAACCAGUGGUCGUCACCCCAGAAGUGUCCUUUGAGCCGUGCCUGUCCAGUACCCUGAGGGAGGGGGAGCUGAACUCCUCUGACGGCUCGGGGAAGGAGAACAUCCCCUUGGAGGAAGUGUCGAGGAGCAAAGCCCCCCUGAUCGAGGUGGACCUGUCAGACCUGAAGGACCCAGAGGAGAUGGAGGGAGAUGGGGGGCAGGACAGCACCAUGGAUGGGGAGGAAGGGGAACAGAAGUCUGGCCUGGGAUUCUUCUUCAAGGAUGAACAGAAGGCAGAGGAUGAACUGGCUAAGAAGAGAGCAGCUUUUCUCGUAAGGCAGCAGAAGAAGGCUGAGGAGACCCGGCUACGAAAAAUGCAGCUGGAGGCUGAGACUGAACAGAAACGGGAAGAGGCCAGGCGGAAGGCGGAGGAGGACCGGAUGAGGAAGGAGGAGGAGAAGGCCCGUAGGGAGCUCAUCAAGGAGCAGUACCUGAGGAGGAAGCAGCAGGAGCUGAUGGAGGAACAGGGCCUGGGCAGCCCCGCCAAACCCAAGACUGCUAAGACCAAGCCCAAGAAACUCAGUCACCAGACUCACAGACCCAAGUCUGCGUUCAGCAGAGAGGAGAUCUCUAGCGACACCUUCUCCUCCAAGGGCUCUUCUUCCACACCUGACAACCUGAGCAGUGUCCAGUCAGGCUCCAGUCUCUCCCUGGCCUCCGCUGCCACCGCCGAGGCAGACAGCGUCAACCCUGGAGUGCCAGGCUCCCAACGGGGUGAGUCUGUGGAGUCGUUCCCAGGCCUGAGUCGGAACGCCAGUCGGAACACUGACAGAGACUGGGACAACGGAUCCACUGCGUCUUCCAUCACCUCCAUGGCAGAAUACACUGGUCCCAAGCUGUUCAGGGAGCCCAGUUCCAAGUCCAACAAGCCAAUCAUCUUCAAUGCCAUCUCCCAUUGCUGCCUCGCUGGCAAAGUCAACGAACCCCAGAAGAACACCCUUCUAGAGGAGCUGGAGAGAGUAGAUGCACACCACCUGAUGAUCCUGUUCAGGGAUGGGGGUUGCCAGUUCCGGGGGGUCUACUCCUACUUCCCAGACACGGAGGAGAUCCUCAAGCUGACCGGCACGGGCCCCAAGAGCAUUAGCAAGAAGAUGAUCGACAAGCUUUACAAGUACAGCUCGGACCGCAAGCAGUUCACAGUCAUCCCCGCUAAGACAGUGUCGGUUAGCAUAGACGCCAUCACCAUCCACAACCACCUGUGGCAGGCCAAAAGAACCACUGUGCCAAAGAAGAGCGGGAAAUAAUCUGGGGAGGCCCCUGGAACUCACCCUGGGGAACCCCUCCUAGGGUCCAUUCCACCAUGCUCUGCUGGAUAGACUGCAUUGACGUCCACAGCCAAUGAAACUCCCCCUCUAUCAAGGAUGGCCAGACACGGGGCUCCUUCAGUUCACACUGGAGGCAUGUAUCAAUGGAUACAUGUACUGGUGGCCUGCCAGUGACUUUGUCAUCUGUCGAGAUCUCCAUGUGUUCUGUUCAGGUUGUUCGUUGAUGGAUUCAUUCGGUUGGGUUUUUCUAAAGACUAAGAGAAACGUGUCAUUUUUUCAUGUGGUGGAUGUCUUUUUACUUGAAGUAUUUGUUGUUUUGUCACUGAAAUGGUUGAGCUGCAGCAUCCUGCACCAUCCUGCACCAUCCUGCAGCAUCCUGCACCAUCCUGCACCAUCCUCCUCUCUCUUGUUGGAGGGGUAGGUGGUUCUCAAUCUCUCCACUUCAAAAUCUGACCUGAGAUGACCAGCUUACUUUCUUUUAGGACUUCUAGGACCAGUAUUCUGCAACAAAUCAAUCUCCAGUAUAACUAGCUACCAGACAAGCAUUGCCAACUUUGCCUCUCCCGUUCUCUCUGUCCAAUGUGCUGCUCUGAACUGUCUCCUGUUUGUUACUGGGCUCCCAGACCAUCCACUGGCCUUCUACAAGCAUCAUACUGCUACUAUCAACCGUCUAUUUAUUCAAACUCUUCUAAACUUGCGCAGUGCAGCCCGUCGUAGCACUGUCUAUCUGGGAUGUAGAAUGGUGGCGAUUGUUUUUAAACUACUCAUCUAGUCUCCAUUAGGCCUUUAAAACGAGGGGGUAAAGACACGCGGGGAACAAUAGGCAUUGGUACUCUUCGAAAUUGUCAUGAUGCUUAUUUUGUAAGUUUUUGUUAUUUUUUUUAUGGAAAACUGUGGUUGGUUAUACAGUAAUCGGCGCUGAUGUGUUAUCAUAACAUUACAUGAAUCGGUAUGGCGUACGUUAGCUAGCUAGAGCUAGUCAUUUCUCUCCACUAGGCACUACUUCCUGUAUAAAGGUGCACUCCACUCAUCACGUUUCAAAGGCUUUUAUCAUGCAAUGUACCACCUCCCUUCUACCACAUGAGUGAUCGGCUACCCACCAUGGGUGGGGUCAUUCCAUUUCAAUUCAAUCAGCUCAGGAAGUAAAAUUAAAUGUUUAUUUUUGUUUACUUCCUGAAUUGACGAAAUUGACCCUAACCCUGCUAAGCCAACUUUUCUCCCCUCCCCCAGAGAGCUGCAUGCUCUUGUUCUGAAGAGUGUGUGUGUGUUCUGCUGUAACCGGUUUGAAUGACAGUAUUUAAUAUAUUCAUAAUGGGUCACUCUGUGGGACUGUGGUCUAGUUAUUUACCUACCGACCGACAUUAAAGAACAUUCCUGAAAGGUGUCAACAAACACUGCCACCAUUUUAUUUUUCUCUCUCUGUCCAAGUGCUUAUUAUUAGAUACCGUAUGUUGGCCUCAAGAACAACUAAGUGUUGCACGUGCACUUUACUCACUGAUUACAGAAAGUGGAAUUCAACUUUAAAAGGGCAUUCAAAAUGUAUUGCAGAAGGAAGAUGGUAUAUUUUUCAUAACUGAACUCCUGUGCACUCCAAACUGAGAAACCUUUCCUGAACUAAAACCAAACACUAAGAUUUAAGAAUGGGUGACCAGUCAACUAAAAUAACAUCCUUCCUUCACUAAUACUGCCGUCUCCAAAAAUAUAUAGAGUACUUGAUUAUAAUUUUCUGCAUUUGAUUUAUUUUUUUAUAGAUAUUUUGUAUGUUAGUGUUUUUGUCUACUAAAAUAUUAUAUUGUCAUUUAAUCACUAUUUGUGUGUGUACUUCCCAUCCCUGUUCAUUUGACUAUUUCUUUGAGAUCAUACCAUCUAUUUAUUUUUAAAUGGAAGCACUGAAACUGAAUAAAUUUUUAAAGUUAUUAAAACACAUUUCAAUC